AUGUCAUGCGUUCUGAAACCUCUUCAAAACCAUAUCCAUUCGAAACUGUAUAAUCAAAUUUUAGAAUGGCUUGGACCAUUACCCAAGGACACAGACAUUGACAAGAUAGAACUUAUUCACAACUCUGAUUUAUAUCGAAUAUUUCUUCAACAAAUAAAGCGUACAGAACGUAGACAAAAACAGCAGGAAUUUCAACCUGAUUUGAAUACAGAAACUAAUCCAAGUGAACGAAGAAAAGUUCUUUAUCGUCUACAUAUGUUGGCACAACAAGUUAAGCACAAUCGACAAGCUUCAAUCAUUCGUGUUUGGCAUGGAUGUAAACGUAUUAAUUUACCCAAAUUACUAUCAGAUGGGUUUGCAGCACUUAGCAAAUUGGAUAAGGGAUGGUAUGGCACAGCUAUGUAUUUCACAUCAUCGGCUGAGUAUGCUACAAAAUAUACCGAUCAUAACGGUUGUUUAAUCAUGUGCUAUGUUGUCUUACUCAAUCCAUUUCCUGUCAUUACAGAUGAUGCACCACCUAAUGUAUCUAGCAGUAAUUUUCGUUUCUAUGGCAGAGGCAAUCAUUCUAAUUAUCAAUGUCAUUAUGUUCCUGUGGCACCUGUUAAUAACGAUACACAUUGGAACUUUCGUCCACCGUCAAAUGGUGCUCAGAAUGCAAUGUACGAUGAACUUGCUGUUUUUCAACAGGCUGAUAUUUUACCUCAAGUAGUUGUUCAUCUGAAACCUGGAACUAUGUCCUCCAUUGCUGUUGCCUCUGAUAGGGAUCCAGAGAGUAUAUUUCUCUCUAAAGAAUGA
This is a messenger RNA of Rotaria sp. Silwood2, 795 nucleotides long. NCBI's taxonomy places the organism in Eukaryota, Metazoa, Rotifera, Eurotatoria, Philodinida, Philodinidae. The record is from the annotation of a GenBank genome assembly.